This is a messenger RNA of Ooceraea biroi (clonal raider ant), 562 nucleotides long. Its product is annotated as 40S ribosomal protein S23. Gene Ontology annotation, molecular function: structural constituent of ribosome. Gene Ontology annotation, biological process: translation. The record is from RefSeq and is a predicted model, not a curated record. NCBI's taxonomy places the organism in Eukaryota, Metazoa, Arthropoda, Insecta, Hymenoptera, Formicidae. Gene Ontology annotation, cellular component: small ribosomal subunit; ribosome.
AGCUUCGUAAAUUUCUCAUUUCCGCUUCAUGGGGCGCUGACUCUUUCCGAUCGUGGUUAUUCGAUAGAACAACUUGCCAGAAUGGGAAAACCCAGAGGUCUUCGUACUGCGCGAAAGCACGUCAAUCACAGGCGUGAACAGCGAUGGAACGAUAAGGACUACAAAAAGGCGCAUCUGGGAACCAGGUGGAAGGCUAACCCCUUCGGUGGUGCUUCCCAUGCCAAAGGAAUUGUUCUGGAAAAAGUGGGAGUCGAGGCUAAGCAGCCUAACUCUGCUAUCAGGAAGUGUGUUCGAGUUCAGCUGAUUAAAAACGGCAAAAAGAUCACGGCCUUCGUCCCGAGGGAUGGUUGUCUCAAUAACAUAGAGGAGAACGACGAGGUUCUCGUGGCGGGAUUCGGUAGGAAGGGUCACGCCGUAGGAGAUAUUCCCGGUGUGCGCUUCAAGGUGGUGAAAGUUGCGAACGUCUCCCUUCUCGCUCUUUACAAAGAGAAGAAGGAACGACCAAGAUCUUAAGUUAAUUUGCACAUGCGUAUUUGGACAAAUAUAAAUUGAAAAAAAUCUA